Misgurnus anguillicaudatus (oriental weatherfish) is the source of this 2287-nucleotide messenger RNA. RefSeq names its product calcium binding protein 1b (gene cabp1b). The record is from RefSeq and is a predicted model, not a curated record. Gene Ontology annotation, molecular function: calcium channel regulator activity; calcium ion binding. NCBI's taxonomy places the organism in Eukaryota, Metazoa, Chordata, Actinopteri, Cypriniformes, Cobitidae. Gene Ontology annotation, cellular component: cytoplasm.
GAGAGAGAGAGAGAGAGAGAGAGAGAGAUUCUCUUAUCAUUGUUGAAUUUUGGUAGCGCGCACUCAAUGGGGUCGUUAACAUCCCGCGUCACGAGGGACCCAACCUGUGUGAUGCUUUAGCGCGCGCCCCAAAGACUUUAAAGCGCGCGAUUUCCACCUGUGCAAAUAUAUUCAGCCUCCGAUUAGCCGUGCGACUUCAAAACUUUGCGAGUUUGUCGAUUUCGGAGAGGACAACAUGAGUUCCUCGUUUCCAAAAAGCGAAUCCACCACAUCACUGAUCAAAUCCACGGCACCACCGACGCACCGGAAACCCGGGAACCGCGCUGACCAUCGCCACAUCGAGGAUUCAUGUUGGACCGAAGCGUGCGAUGCCACGGCCCGGAGACCCCUGUGCCAACCAAAACAAACCCGAAACGAAGGUGGAGGUGGAAGGAGAGGAGAGAGGAUCCAGAAUCAGAUCCAGGAUGGAUAUUAUCAGCAUGGAGGACCGGAUCGGCACAGCAAAGAACAUCGCAAACCUUCAAGGCACCAUACUAUUGACCUCCCGGUCCACGGGAAAUCCCGUACCAGCCGGACGCCUUCACCGACUCCAUCUCUCUCCAAGCGCUCAGAGGAAGCUGCGAUGUUCUUCGAAUCCAAGGACAAACAUCGGACCGGCUCGAAUCAAAGUCUCUCAUCCAAUCAUCCAGUUGCAACAUCAGGACCACUUCAGUCAGACAGCACGCGAGCGAGAGGGAGCGCGUACAGCGGCGCCCUUGAUGCAGACCUCCAUCCUAUAAUCAAAUCCGUGUUUGGACAGAACAGAGAGCUGAGACCAGAGGAAAUGGAUGAGUUACGAGAAGCCUUCAAAGAGUUUGAUAAAGACAAAGAUGGCUUUAUUGGCUGCAAGGACCUGGGGAACUGCAUGAGAACUAUGGGAUACAUGCCUACCGAGAUGGAACUCAUUGAACUGAGCCAACAGAUAAAUAUGAAUUUGGGAGGACAUGUGGACUUUGAAGACUUUGUGGAGCUGAUGGGACCCAAACUUUUGGCUGAGACGGCAGAUAUGAUCGGAGUGAAAGAGCUGAGAGACGCAUUCAAAGAGUUUGACACCAACGGAGACGGCCAGAUCAGCACAGCAGAACUAAGGGAGGCCAUGAAGAAACUGCUUGGGCAGCAGGUGGGCCACAGAGAUUUAGAGGAAAUUCUACGAGACAUUGAUUUGAAUGGAGACGGACAUGUUGACUUUGAAGAAUUUGUGCGAAUGAUGUCUCGCUAGACAAAUGUGGACGGAGAGCAAAAACUGGACUUCCUGCCUUCUGAAAAAAAUAUAGGAUGGAGGAGAGAAACAAAAGAAGCUUCACAAGAGGAACUUCUGGAAUAUGAACUUUGACCUCAACAGCAGGAAUGGGAUAACUCACGGAUGCUGUGAUCUCUGAUAUAUUUGAAUAGCACAGUUAGCAGAAUACUCGCAAUGGGGUCUUAUGCAAAACUGACCUAAUAUCAGUGCUUAAAUAGCAACAUUUGGCUUGCAGUCAAAACACUGAUUGAUCGACAUCAAUAUAUCCAGUUUAUGUUUUUUAUUCUCUCUUAGUCACAUCUACUUAAUGAAAGUAGAGUGAUACAGAUAUUGCAAUAACAUUGCUCUUUCGUAUUUAACAAUUGUAAAAUAUCAUUGUGAGAGUGUAUAGUUUCCCUUUACGAGACUCUGGCUGUUUUAUAGUGGUCUAUGAAAUAUAAAAUUAUUUCUCACAAAGAUUUUAUUUUAUAUAUUAAUGCACAAUGAAAGUUAUAACUGGGAAAUGCUGGAAAAACUUUGCUAUUGAUCAUAUGCUAUAUAUUGUACAAUAUAUCGGACCUAUGCACUGCCGUACAAUUAAAUACGUGUGGACAUAUUUUAAGGGAGACUCUUGCCAUAAAAAUGAAUAUUUAUUAAGAGUAUUUAAUUGCCCUUGUUUGCACACUGUCCUGCAUGAAAGCUAGUAUACUGAUGCAAAAAGUUAACACACUCGAGUUGAGACAAGUAGCAUACUUGCAUACUUUUGGUAUUGUGUAGUUUUGUCAUGUGCUUUAUUUAAAAUGCUGAGUUAGUUAAAAAGUCAAAUGAGCAUAUAUUUUAUUUCUCUUUGAGUGUGCAUGUGUGCGUGUGUGUGUGUAAGAGAGAGAGAGAGAAAAAGUUUUUUUUUGAUAUUAUCCUUUUGUGUGAAUUUAAAUUUGUCUAACCUGAGUUAUUUUGUGCAUGCCAAAACAACUUUUUGUACAUUGCAGAUUUCAUUAAAAACGGUGUUGUCUAACUGAAAAACUUCUU